AUGACCCUCUACCAACGACUUUCAGAAUCGUCACAUCCCAUCUGUUUAUUGUUUUUCGUGGGGAUUAGAUUAAUUUCGCUGCUGGCAUACUUGUUUGGCCUACUCUUCACCAAGAACUUCAUUCUAGUGUUCAUCGUGGUGAUGUUGACUCUUGCCGCAGACUUCUGGAAUGUCAAGAACAUCAGCGGAAGGCUAAUGGUUGGACUAAGAUGGUGGAAUGAAACCAAUGAGCUGGGACAAAGUGUCUGGGUAUUUGAAACUGCGGAUCCAAACAGAUAUAUCAACCCAAUUGACUCCAAAGUUUUUUGGAUUGCACUAUACGGAGCACCAGCCUUCUGGAUCAUUCUCGGAAUUGUUGCGAUCUUGAAAUUUGAGUUCUUAUCGCUCAUACUGGUCGCAAUCGCAAUAUCCUUGACUACGAUAAACGCCAUGGCCUUCACCAAGUGCGACAAGUUUGGAAAGGCCAAUAACAUUGCGUCCAGCAUGUUUGGUAACGUUUCCGGAACUAUCUUUAACAGACUGAACCCUUUCAAUUUCGGAUAA
Molecule: messenger RNA, 543 nt
Organism: Kuraishia capsulata CBS 1993
Lineage: Eukaryota; Fungi; Ascomycota; Pichiomycetes; Pichiales; Pichiaceae
Exons: 1
Coding region: 1-543 (180 amino acids)
Biological process (GO): protein secretion; vesicle-mediated transport
Cellular component (GO): Golgi membrane
Source: RefSeq, a predicted model, not a curated record